AUGGGUAAAAUCUAUACGAUAGGAUUGGCAACAUUUGCUGCAACGGGCAGCUUUCUGUUCGGUUAUGAUUCUGGUGUCAUGACCGAUGUGAUCGCCUCCCCGCACUUUUUGAACUUCUUUAGUACGACCAAAGCAUCCACAAUUAUCGGCGCCAUCAACAGCACAUUCUCAGGGGGAGCGGCCAUUGGUGCCCUCAUGGCGGGCUUGACUAUCGACCGAUUCGGCCGUAGAAGAACAAUCCAACUUGGUGCCUUGCUAGCGACUAUUGGUGCUAUUCUCCAAUCUGCAGCUCAGAAUCUUAUUAUGAUUCUAGUUGGACGAAUUGUCGCUGGCUGGGCAGUAGGUGUUCUGAGUAUGUCUGUUCCAGUUUACCAGGCCGAAUGCGCCCAUCCAAAAACCCGUGGCUUGAUUGUCGGACUUUCACAGCAGAUGAUUGGGGUUGGUUUCAUCGUUAGCACGUGGAUUGGAUAUGGUUCACUUCAUGCCCCUGACAGCAGCUCAUUGCAAUGGCGAUUCCCACUCGCAUUUCAAGCACUUCCCGCAUUCAUGCUGUUCUUAGGAAUGUUUUGGCUCCCCGAGUCCCCUCGUCAUCUCAUUGAACAGGACCAGGAGGAGGAAGCAUUGCGCAUCCUUAAGCGCCUGCACUAUGACGGCGCAAACAUGGAAUGGAUUCAAACUGAAUUCCGCGAAAUUAAAAUCACCAUAAACGCUGAACGGGUUAUCACAGCUUCUGGGUGGACAAUCAUGUUCAAGGUACCGCAGUGGCGGACUCGGCUGUUGCAAGGAACCUUGGUGCAGGUUUUCUCCCAAAUGACCGGCAUCAACGUCAUUAACUACUACCAAAAUAUCAUGUAUGAAGCACUAGGAAUUACCGGGAGCCGAGCUACCCUUGUCACUGGAAUUUACAACGUCGUCGGCCCUCUGGCAAACUUCCUCUUUAUUGUUUUCAUCCUCGAUCGCAUCGGCCGUCGCCGUCCUCUACUCCUCGGUGCCACUGCAAUCACCAUCGCACUAAUCUGUGAAGCAGCCCUAAAUUCGCAGAACGAGGAUGGGACAAAGACCGGAUACAGCAUCGCUGGAGUUUUCUUCCUCUUCCUUGUAACGGUCUUCUUCUCGAUGUCCUUUGGCUCGAUUGCCUGGGUAUAUAUGUCCGAGGUUAUGCCGAUGCAGAUUCGGGGUAAGGGCGUUGCAUUUGCUACAGGAAUUGGUAAUUGGACGGUUAGUACGCUAUGGAGCCAGGUUUCACCCAUUGCGCUAGGGAAGAUCGGGUGGAAGUUUUAUUUAAUUUUUGCAGCAUGGAAUGUGUGCGUUACCAUCCCAACAAUCUUUUUCUGGUUCAAAGAAACCAAGCAAAAGUCGCUUGAGGAGAUUGACCUCCUCUUUGGUGGAAGAGCACUGGGUUCUUUGGAUGAUAAUAUCACCUCAAAGACAGUAGAAGUGGAAACUGUUGCAACCACUAGACAGUUGGAGGAUGUCACUGUAAACUACAAGGAUGCGUCACUUCCAAUAGAAGAGAGAGUUUCUGAUCUACUCUCCCGGAUGACCGUUGAAGAUGAAGCGGCCCAGUUAAUUCAAGGUUCUGUAAAACAGAAAUAUACGGAAUCUUUCUGCGUCAUUACAACUGGAGAAUAUGGGACUGACUUAAUAGUAAUACACGUGAUAUUGCGAACUGGAUAA
Penicillium crustosum is the source of this 1677-nucleotide messenger RNA. Its product is annotated as sugar porter family MFS transporter. Gene Ontology annotation, cellular component: membrane. The record is from RefSeq and is a predicted model, not a curated record. Gene Ontology annotation, biological process: transmembrane transport; carbohydrate transport; carbohydrate metabolic process. NCBI's taxonomy places the organism in Eukaryota, Fungi, Ascomycota, Eurotiomycetes, Eurotiales, Aspergillaceae. The transcript is spliced from 9 exons. Bases 1 to 1677 code for a protein of 558 amino acids. Gene Ontology annotation, molecular function: carbohydrate:proton symporter activity; hydrolase activity, hydrolyzing O-glycosyl compounds.